Messenger RNA from Ciona intestinalis (vase tunicate), 1232 nucleotides. NCBI's taxonomy places the organism in Eukaryota, Metazoa, Chordata, Ascidiacea, Phlebobranchia, Cionidae. The record is from RefSeq and is a predicted model, not a curated record.
AACCCACUGCACAUGUGGUCCUCCAUUCCUCUGGGAGAAGGAGAUUGCUUUCCCGAGUGAUCAAGCUACAUCACCUGAUAUUGAGGCAUUUCUUCAAACAGAAAUGAAAAAGGCAAAUGCAUAUACAAGACGGUCAUUAAAUAAGAUUUUAUUUUAGAUGUAUUAGACAUCACACGGCUAGAUUACUUUUCUGACUGGUUUCGCGCGAAGCGAGCAGUAGCGAAUUGUUUGCGACUACGAGAAAAAUAUGUGAUGAAAACUCUUCCUGACCACGUACAAGAUCGGCAUAUGAAAAGAGCCGAAAUUCUAAUAUUAAAAAACUAUCAAAUGAAACAUUUUGCGGCCGAAAUGACAACAUUAUUGUCCCCGGUUUUUCGAUCGGAACAUAGUCCAAGUAUUCACAAACGAGUUGGUGUUACAUUAACCAGUUCUUUGUAUCGAAUAUAUCCAUUUGUAGAUAACGACGGAGUUCUUCGUGUUGGAGGAAGAUUACGACUGUCUAAUCUUAAAGAUGUGGAGAAUCACCCAAUUUUGCCGAGAAAGGGUCACAUAGCGGAGCUGAUUAUCAGGACUCACCACAAAGACGUAAAUCACAUGGGCCGAGGAAUAACGCACAAUCAUAUACGACAGAAUGGUUAUUGGUGGAUCCUCUGCUCUUGCUUAUUAUUAUAUCUCAAUGUAUUACUUGCAGACGAACACGCAGGCCACCAGAGACGCGCAGAGGAUGGCGGAUUUGCCAGUAGAUCGUACAGAACAAAGUCCCCCUUUACGUACUCGGCAGUAGACUUCUUUGGGCCGUUUUAUAUCAAAGAGCGACGUUCCAUAUUGAAACGCUACGGGGUCGUGUUUACAUGCAUGGCGUCGAGAGCGGUUCAUCUAGAGAGCGCAAACUCAUUAGAUACCAUCUCCUUCAUUAAUUCUCUACGCAGGUUUCUAUGUCGCAGAGGAGCAAUCAAACAACUAAGAUCCGACCAAGGUACAAAUUUCGUGGGAGCGAGAAAUGAACUUCACAAAUGCCUCAGUUAGCCCGUUCACAUGGCCAAACGAAAAAGAGUCUUUUCCAAAAUUGGCCAGGCCAAAAAAAGAGGCAAUUUUUGGUCAGAAUUGACGUUCGUUCACAUGGCCAUUUCGCCUUGUUUUCUUAAACGUCGAAAUUUAAUAUUUUAAUUCUCCCCAUAUGUACGCAAUACAUUUAAUCAAUAUUUUCACAUAAUUAAGAGUGAUUUUGAAUU